This is a messenger RNA of Acanthochromis polyacanthus (spiny chromis), 7344 nucleotides long. It is a transcript of the gene snx19b, whose product is annotated as sorting nexin 19b. Gene Ontology annotation, cellular component: intracellular membrane-bounded organelle; early endosome membrane. The coding region runs from base 398 to 3385 and encodes 995 amino acids. Gene Ontology annotation, molecular function: phosphatidylinositol binding. The record is from RefSeq and is a predicted model, not a curated record. NCBI's taxonomy places the organism in Eukaryota, Metazoa, Chordata, Actinopteri, Pomacentridae. The transcript has 13 exons.
GGGAGGUGGUUGAGGAAGUGUUACAGCGUCAACAUUAAAUACAUAAUAUGUCACAUACAUUACUCCAGGUCGACCAACUGGUUUGCCGAAUUUUCAAUUGUUGCAUUUUAUUUCGUCAGUAUGUAAUUCGAACCGUGUUUAUUGGACGUAUACCCGUAAAUCAACAAGUAAACGGUAAAUUGACAAUUUCUGUGCGGGGUUUGGCGUGACAUUUUCUCGAAAGAAAAAAAUAACGGUAUGUAUUAUCGGUAACGGCGGUCCACCAUGGUGCUGGCUGGUGAAGCUUAUUAGGACCGAUAGAAACAAAUAAACCACUACCAGUGUGUGAUGUUACUCUGGCGAGCGUGAUCCCCACUUCUCUCCUUGAGGGUGUGAAGACGCUAACCCCUGCAGUGCCAUGGCUGAGGUGUUGGGACAGAGGAGCUUGUUGGGCUUUGGUGUGGUGUUGGCGUGGCUAGUGCUGUUUCACCUGCUGGUCAACAUCUGGCUGUUGUGCAUGUUCACCAGCUUGCUGGUGGUGCUCGGUGGCUGGCUCGGCUCGCAGGCUGUCCUGGAGUCCAACAGUGUGAUUCACCUGGAGAGAUUUAUCACCCUGGAGCAGGUCCCACCAUCUGUAGAGGAUGAGCAUCACUUGGAUCAGGAGAUUCACAACACAGUGAGGAAAAUCAUCAGGGACUUUGUCACCUCGUGGUACUCCACUGUGUCAUCUGAGAGUGGUUUUGAAACAGAGGUUCAGGAGGCCAUGAUCUCUAUGGCGAUGGAGCUGAAAUUGCGCGCAAGACAUGUUGACAGAAAGGAGCUGACCCAGAGGAUCCUAGACCUGUUCGGCUGCCACCUGCAGGACUACAUCAGAGCCAAAGAGCUGGUGACGCAGCAGCACACGUCUCUGACAGCUAAUCAGAGCGCUGAGAGCCAGCAGUUAUGGAAAGCAUAUUCCAGUGUUACCAAACCUCACCUUGCCAUGACCAGUGACAUGGUGGAAGUCAACUACGUCAGAGCAGUUGUGGAUUUGUUGCUGCAUGUGUUGGUGCCGUCGCCUCACUUGGAAACCCGCACCGGUCGAUUUGUUGUCGGAGAGCUCAUAACCUGCAACGUCCUGCUUCCUCUCAUUGAUAAACUGUCUGACCCUGACUGGUUAAACCUCCUCAUGAUAGCAAUAUUCAGCAACUCCAGCAAACUGCAGGAGACAAUAGCAGCAGAGACAACGGCUUUAUCCCCACUGCUACCAGCACCACCUGCUGAAACAGAUCUCGCUCCGCUACAACAGACAACACAAGCAGCUCAGAAAAACAGUGAAGCUCCUCCACAAAGAACAGAGACUGAAAUGAUCAAUCACACAGAAACAGCCAUGCCUGAGCUCACUGCCUUUGAUGUGGUUGACUCAGACGAGGUGGACUUUCCACACAAUAACACUGAAGAAGAUGAAACUACUCAACCCUUUUUAAGGCGUUUCAUGAGAGGAAGCAAGUCAAAUCCUUUCUACCAGGAAAAUGACUCUGACCUGGAUUCUCCGCUGGCUGAUUAUAAACGGAGUUCCAUUGAUUCCUUGGUCAUGGUCGGGCAAGAGGAGGGGCUGUAUGACAGACAGAAAGAAUGCAGCACUUUUGUUGAGAACAACAGUGCUGUGGAUUUGGAGGAUGUUUGCCCCAGUCCAGUGGAUGGCUCUUUCCCUAAAGUCCUGGUGAGUUCAGAAUCAGCGGAGCAUCCAAAUGGCAGUGGUCCCUCAUCAGUUAGAACAGCAGAGGGUACUCCCACUAUGAGCAGCCUCCAGGAGCUGGAGAGGGAAGGCAGUUCCCCUGCAGUAAAUCCAAACCGAGAGCUACUUCUGGGUGUAGAACAGACUGGGAUGGGGAACCCUAAUGAGCUCACCAUCGUCAGUCCACUGCAGGGCUCUUCCCCAAUGGGGACGUUCAGUUUUGAGCCCCUCAGCAGCCCUGAAGGUCCAGUUAUCAUUCAGAACCUCCGCAUCACUGGCACCAUCACAGCUAAGGAGCAUCGCGGCACUGGCUCACACCCCUACACACUGUACACCAUCAAAUAUGAGACAGCAAUGGGUUGUGAAAACCCAGGAAGCCUCCAACCAGGCUGUGAGGAUGCUGAAGCUCUACAGACAGGUUGUGAGAAUCCCUCAUCUAUUCAGCCUGUAGCCUAUCACAUGGUCAACAGACGAUACAGCGAGUUCCUCAACCUGCAAACACGGCUAGAGGAAAAAACGGAACUACGGAAACUUAUCAAAGGUGUGAAAGGUCCAAAGAAAGUAUUCCCAGACAUGCCUUUUGGAAACAUGGACAGUGACAAGAUUGAGGCGAGGAAAGGACUCCUUGAGACCUUUCUGAAACAACUGUGUGCCAUCCCUGAAGUAGCCAACAGUGAAGAGAUGCAGGAGUUUCUCGCUCUCAAUACAGAUGCCAGGAUCGCUUUUGUCAAGAAGCCUUUCAUUGUGUCGCGCAUAGACAAGAUUGUGGUAAAUGCCAUUGUGGACACCCUGAAGACUGCGUUUCCUCGUUCAGAACCUCAGAGCCCUACAGACGAUAAUGAAGCAGAGGUGGAUGGAGGAAAAUUAGCUGCAGACAAGAAGAGCAAGUCUCGUCUGAAGUUUUCCAGUAAAAACAUCCCCUUCAUGAACGGAUCAGACAUAAGACCACAGGUUUUGUUCAGCUGUGACCAAACUAGCACAGUGUUUAAGAGGAUGUCUUUAAGAGGUUUGCAAGAGUUUAUCACUGAGCAGGAGAUAGUGUCCAUCAGAGCCGAGGUGGAGAAAGAGGGCAGUCCAGCAUUAGGAGGAUCACCCAGCCUCACCCUAGGCUGUCUGGAUGACGGCAUGAGAGGAAAGCAGAGUCAGGAACAGGCAUCUGAGACAGCCCUGGCUGAAGUGGCUCUGAAUAUUCUGUGUGUGCUGAUGAAGGAGCAGUGGAGCUGGCUGUGCACUGAAAACAUUCAGAAGACCAUAAGGCUGCUGUUUGGGACCCUCAUUAACAGAUGGCUUGAUGUGAGUGUAGCCAACCUGACAUGUGCCAGGUACUGGGUGGUGUACCUGCAGGUCAUCCAGGAGGCUGUGUGGCCAUGUGGAGCUCUGCCUACUGGCCCUCGACUUGAACGCAGUCAACUGCAGAAACACAACACCAAGCAAGAAGCCUUGGAUUGUCUGAUGAGACUUCUUCCAGACACCUGGUCUACUGUCUGUUCGACCUGCUGCUGGAGUUCCUGGUUCCUGAAACACCUGAGGAGGACUUCCAGAGAAGCCUGCUGCAGACCCUCUCUAAGAACCCAGAGAAGCUGCUGGCAUGAGGAGACAGCAGGCGGGGAGCACCUUCACAGCCACCUUUACUUUGCCAUCAUCCUAACUGAUCUUUCUCCACUGAUGAUUAGCUGGAAAGCAGCGUGAAGCGAAGGCUGCUGCUGUCCUACUACAGUAAUGUUCUGCAGUUAGAAUUGAAGUGAAUGUUUCUGGUCAGGCUGAGUGUUGUGUGUCCCCACUUUAAACUCCUGAGCUCACUCAGGCUCUGUCUCUUAUUAUGUGUUGUUUUAGUGACGUAUGAAGCUCUUGAACAUGGUGUCCUGUACACACACUCACUCUGAAACACACACUACAGCUUUGAUUACAUGAAAGCACCUGGUUUGUGUUUGAUCUCACAGCGUUUCUGACGUGCAGUUCAGAUCUAAACAUGAAGCAAAGCCUCCUCCGAUCUCCCUAUCCAGCCUCUUCCUGCCCGUUAAACUCCCCAGCUUUGGCUAAACUCACUUCAGAUGGGUCCCACACUCUGCCCUCAUCUCUUUCUACAGUCUUUGAGGAGAAAAACUCACACCUGUUGCUCUAAUCUAGAGAAGUAGGAUUUGCUUUUUCCCUUCAACUUGAAUCUCACAACACUCUGCUUGGACUUAGCAUGACUAUUUCUACUCUCUGUUGACCCAUUCUUCAGUUUCCCACCGGCCCUGUAUUGAGCCACAUAUGUGAUUCUAACGUAAUGUGAGAUGUUCUUCCUAAACCUGAGCCUUCCUCUGGGAUCACAUGUAUCUGGUAGUGAUUUAACCUGGAAGUGUCCAGGUGCAGAAACAGUACACACUGUAGUGACGGGUGGUGAAGAGCUGGCCAGAAGAUAUUUUACAGGUUUUGCACGUCAUACGUCACCGUUCUUUUAACAGGCCCCUUGGAGAAUAAACUGCACAGUUAAUGUCUAAAUAAUAGAAGAAUGGGGCGCCACAAAAAUGGGUACAUGGAGGGUGUGGGGAGUGGUGUUGGCAUAGAUCCAUUCAAAAACUGUAAAGUAGUGAGCUGCUGGAGUCUGUAAAUACUUAAGAUCAGUUAUAGAGCUUGAUAAUUGGCUAAUUAACUGACGGUAUUUAGGCUUGGUAAAUUACAUCGAAGCAUGUACUAUUUCCUCUCUCCCUUUUAAAGCUGUCUGUCCAUGCUGAUGAAGUUUUGAGCUCCCAGUGCCUUCACCACGACACACAGGAUGCUCCCAACACAAUGGCGACCAAUCUUUUUUUUUUUUUAAAAUAUCUUCAUUUUGUGACCUUUUCAGCAGAAAUGUCACUCAGUAUGAACCACACAAGCUGUAGGUUGCUGUUUAUGUGUAUUUCAGCAGCAGAACACGUGACAGCUGAUGAGAUUUGCAGAGUUGUCUACAGCUGGUGGUUACUGACCAGUCACCAGUAAGCGCUCUUGUGUCUUUAUGGAAAUGUCUCUGCAAGUAGGUAAAGUGGUCUUUGUGUCUGGUUUGUCCAGUCUUUAUGUAUUUGAGCUUGCUUUCAGGUUUGUCCCAGUCGUAACGUUAGCCUGGUGUCUGAUAGGUAGCACCACUCUCACCUUUUUCAAGGGUUAAUUUGAACUUUUUUGAACUUUUAAAGACACGGUUUUCUUUCUGUGACCACAAAGCAAAUCUAAGCUGCCAUCCAUCAGUCGUUGUCACAUGCUGAGCUGCAUCAGACACAUUCUAAUGCCUUUUUUCUGCUUAUUAAUUUAGUUACUAGUUAUUGGCCUCACUCAAGCAUGUGUAGUUUAUAACCUAUAAAUGUUUAUUUGUGUCUGCUGACUGCUUAUCUUACACUGUAUAGCACACCCCCACACAUAUUUGUUUAUCUGGAAAACGUGCAAUAUCUUCAUACAUAUUCAGUCAGAGAACGGUGGUAAAAAUUCCUUUAAAAUAAUCCACAAAACUCUUCAUGUCGCUCACAUUAGCCGGGUUUACGUUCAAGUGUGACAGAAAAUUCAACUGAAUCUUUAGAAAAUCAGCAAAACAAGCGUUAAAUGAAAGACCGCCUCUGGUAAAAACAAAUCCUUUACUAUGUUACGUUAUGUAUAUAAAGACGUAGCAGCGUGCCAUGAUAAAAUAAGCAGUCUGAGCUUGAGACUGCAGGAUAUGAUGACAGUUUCUAUCACACAGAUUCAGACUUCCAGGGUUUCACACACAACAAAGCCAACCCCUGACUGUGUUGAGCCGAUGUAUAGUCCUCUAUCCCACACAUCCACCUUGACUGGAUGAAGACCAUGGAGUCACCGAGUCCAGUAUUUGUCACUUUAAUCUUAUUGUUGAAGGUUUUCGCAUUUUGAAACACUGCGUUAUGAUCUUAUUGCCUUUACGAAAGGAAUGCAACAAUCAGCGCGUCUUCCCUACUUUGAUCAGAAGCUGUUGCAGUUCCUGAGAGUAUCCUAACACUGUUACAACGUUAUUCUGUGUAUCUCUUUAUUUAUAACCUUAAUUUCUAAACCCAGACUGCAACAUACUGUUUAGUUAAGCCUCAGUUGAAGCAGCUAAUCAGAUAAAUGUCCUUCAGCUGAAUCUGCAUAUUCAUUUGAGCCAUGUGGAGUUCUAAGAAAAGUUACAAAUGAAGUCAGAUUUUAAUGUUACUGUCAUUCCAGUGGUUUGCACUCAUUCUUAAAGUCCUGUCUUUCCUCUCCAUUGUACUCAUUUGUUAUUCACUGUAUUUAUUAGCCUAUUUAUUUGCUAGAAAUGCUAAAUGACUUCCAUCCAUAAAGCAAUUAGAGAUGUGCUGGUGCUGAGAGAGAGGACCGUCCUCUCCUAUGAAGUGCUCUGUCCUUGGUUCUGCCUUACAAUGUGACUUGAUGAAGUUUGCCCGUUCUACAGUGAAGUCGCUCACCACGCCUUAGUAGAACUCAAGCACCCAGUUCCAGAAACUUUAACAUGUUUUUUUUCACUUUGUUGAUUUCUGCUGAAUGUUGAAGCUGUUACUACAUGUGAAAACAUUUUGUUUCUUGCUUAUGUUGAAUUUCAACAAAACGGCGCUGCCCGAUAAUAACCUGAUCGCCAUCUGCUGCAUAAUGCUGCCACUAUGACGCAAAGAACCGACGCUUCACUUUCUGAUGGGACCAGAAAAGGAAGAGAUUUCAGGCUGCUGAUGAUGUGUAAUACAAGAGUAAUAACAUCCAUGCAGUAUAAGCCCAGCUUUCAAAGCUAACCGUGCUAGAAUGCUAUAGCUGGGUAGAAGUAUAAAAUACUGUAAUAUAAUUAGUUUCACGUUUCCCUAAAACAUGAAAGUAACUGUUUAGAAAACCUUCAAUAUUGUUCAUUUCCGUGUUGAUUAAUAAUUCCAGCGAAACUUUGCACUUUCCGUUGAAUAAUUAGAAAAGUUCUUCUCAUGUUAAGCAAGUAAACAACUUUAAACCACAGUUCAAUCAUUUUCCUUAUCUAGACACAUGGACUAAAACACAGAAAACCAAUUACAUUGUUACUAAUCCAAAGUGAUUUGAGGACUUUUUUCUGAGCAUAGAUAGGAAUACUACAAAAACAGUUCACACCCAUUAUCAACAGGAGUUUUAUGAACAUAAUACCAAAGUGUCUUGCUACAGUGAGAAACAUUUUAUUGAACCUCGGUAACUGUGUGUAAUAAUGACAAAGAUUUGAUUUGACAGGAUGAUGGUAGAGCAUGAAAGGCUUCACGCAAAAGGACCAGAGUUACAAAGUGUCAUAAUAACAUGAAAACUUGGUGCAACAUUAAAAAGAUUUUGGAAAAACAGAAAAAUGUAAUCAAGUGAUGCACUGCUUUAUGUGUCUAAUCAGUGGUAGAUGUUAGAUGUGACGUUCAUGUUUUUGUAUUGGGAGCUUAACAUAUUUAUGCCAAAUGAUCCGUAGAACAGCCACAUUUUUGUGACGGCGUAGACUGAAGCUUUAUGGUGUCUCCUAUCAUUAAAACAUUAUGGGGCAGAGCUCAGGUCCACUGCUGGCUGUAACCCUGUUCUGCUGUCCACCCUCUGUCUUUUGUUUUCCUCUACACUGUGACUAGUGAACACGUGGUUGCGUUGUGCAUGUAAAAAACUGUCUUUUAGGCAUUCACUGCUUUUGCAAAAACAAUAAAGUUACCAAACAUAAGUUAUUAAAUCUUCAA